AUGUAUAAAAGGUACUCUGCAAUAUGUUUACAAUCAGUUUUUUUGACCCGCUAUAAAAACAGUAAAUUAAUUAUAUUGAGAAUCAAGGAUUUUGUGAUGCGGACACCAUUGGUGCCACUCAAUACAGAUGAUCCAAAACGUAAAAUAUAUCUGAAGUUGGAAAACCUUCAGCCUAUAGGAUCUUUCAAGCUGCGAGGAGCAUGUAAUGCGAUCAAAACAUUGCCCCCAGAUGCAGUUAAAGCUGGUGUGUGCACAGCCAGUGCUGGUAACUUUGCGCAGGGCCUGGCUUGGAAUGCAAAACAGCUGUCUUUACCCUGUCAUGUUGUUAUGCCUGACCAUGCUCCAGAAGCUAAAAUUAGACCCACUGUGAACAUGGGAGCCACCGUCGUUAAAGUGCCUUUUGAUCAGUGGUGGGAUGUUAUUGUCCAGAGGAGAUACAAGGAUUUUGAUGGAGCUUUUAUUCAUCCGGUAUCGGAGCCUUCAGUAAUAGCUGGUAAUGGAACAAUAGGGUUGGAAAUUCUUGAUGAUUUGCCAGAAGUUGAUUCUAUUGUGGUGCCUUAUGGAGGUGGUGGUCUUUCUUCAGGAAUUGCACUAGCAGCCAAAGGAAGAAAACCAGAUGUAAAGGUUUAUGCAUGUGAGGUUGACACAUCUGCAGCUUUGUCGGCUGCUCUGAAAGCAGGUCACCCAGUGAAAUGUCAGUACACUGCCAGUUUUGUCGAUGGAAUGGGAAGUGGUGAGGUCUUGGCUGAAAUGUGGCCCCUGGUGAAAGGUGUGCUGGAUGGUUCUUUGGUAGUCAGCCUGCAGCAAGUGGCAGCAGCCGUCAAACUUCUGGCAGAAGCCAACCAUGUAAUAGCAGAAGGGGCGGGAGCUGCGUCUGUGGCAGCUGCCCUUAAUGGACAGGCAGGGGAGGGUAAUAUAGUUUGUGUUGUCUCAGGCGGUAAUAUAGACUUGAAGAAAUUAAUUCCGAUUUUGCAAGGACUUGUUCCAACUUAA
Candidula unifasciata is the source of this 993-nucleotide messenger RNA. The record is from the annotation of a GenBank genome assembly. NCBI's taxonomy places the organism in Eukaryota, Metazoa, Mollusca, Gastropoda, Stylommatophora, Geomitridae.